Messenger RNA from Peniophora sp. CBMAI 1063, 1923 nucleotides. NCBI's taxonomy places the organism in Eukaryota, Fungi, Basidiomycota, Agaricomycetes, Russulales, Peniophoraceae. The record is from the annotation of a GenBank genome assembly.
AUGGAUGUGGUCAAGGCGGUGGAGACGUACAUCACCAAGAUGGUGUCCGUCCCGAACGCCAUGAAGGUCUUCCUCCUCGAUUCGCACACAACGCCAAUUGUGUCUCUCGCUUCAACGCAGAGCUCUCUACUAGCACAUCAAGUCUACCUCACGGACAGGAUCGACAACACCAAGCGCGACCGGAUGCCGCACAUGAAAUGCGUGUGCUUCCUGCGUGCAGCGGAGGACAGUCUUGGCGCUUUGGAGGUCGAGCUGAAGGAGCCAAAAUACGGCGAAUAUUAUCUGUACUUCAGCAAUGUGUUGAGCAAGACGGCUAUUGAGAGGUUGGCGGACGCAGAUGAGUAUGAGGUCGUACGCGAGGUUCAGGAGUAUUUUGCGGAUUAUGCGCCGAUGCUACCCGCACUGUUCUCAUUCAACCACUUUCCGUCACCAGAAGAUCCCUUAUAUGGGAGUACACCGAACACAUGGAAUCCGACCGCGCUCGAUCGGCACGUACAAGGGCUCGCGGCGCUACUACUCAGCUUGAAGAAGAAGCCCGUGAUACGGUACGAGCGUAUGAGCGGGAUGGCCAAGAAGCUUGCAGGCGAGAUCCAGCACAAGAUGCAGUCAGAACAGCAGCUGUUCGACUUCAGGUUGACGCAGGUACCACCAUUACUGCUCAUCCUCGACAGAAGAAACGACCCCGUCACACCUAUGCUCUCGCAAUGGACAUAUCAGGCGAUGGUGCACGAACUCUUCGGUAUCAUCAACGGCCGUGUCGAUCUCAGUCGGGUUCCAGACAUCCGUCCCGAGCUCACAGAAAUCACGCUGACCACGGCCACGGACCCCUUCUUCGCCGCGAACCAUCUGUCCACAUUCGGUGACCUCGGUCAAGCCCUCAAAGACUACGUGCAAACAUACCAAUCCAAAUCGCUAGCGCAAACACCCGACGCGAUCAACAGCAUCUCUGACAUGAAGCGCUUUGUUGAGGAGUACCCCGAGUUCCGCAAGCUUGGCGGAAACGUCUCGAAGCACGUCGCACUCGUUGGCGAGCUCUCGCGGCUUGUCGGGCGUGAUAAGUUGCUUGAUCUUGGGGAGGUGGAACAGGGUCUAGCUACCAGUGCCGGCGCAGAUCUCAGGAGUGUGCAAACGUUCAUCGCGGACAGCACGGUGUCGCCAAGGAAUAAGCUUAGGCUUGUCAUCCUGUAUGCGUUGAGGUACCAGAAACAGCGGGCGAGCGACAUUGCGAACCUCAUCAAUCUGGCGCUGCAAAAUGGCGUUACGCGAGAAGAUGCAAGGCUCGUCUACGCACUGUUGAAUAUCGCAGGCGCGGACCAACGACAAGAUGACUUGUACUCCACCGAGUCGCUGCUUGCCCUUGGUCGUUCGGCGCUCAAGGGUCUGAAGGGCGUCGAGAACGUCUACAUGCAGCACACCCCGCAUCUCUCUCAAACACUCGAACAUCUUUUCAAAGGCCGUCUCCGGGAGGCUUCAUACCCAUUCCUCGAAUCGCCCGGGCCCAACGCGAGUCUCCAGCGCCCGCAAGACGUGAUCAUCUUCAUCAUCGGCGGCACGACGUACGAAGAAGCCCGGCACAUCGCUCUGCUCAACCAAGAGGGUGCGGCCACGGGUGGCGCGCGGCUAUUGUUAGGAGGAACAUGCGUGCACAACUCGAGCAGCUUCCAGGAGAUGAUACGCGGUGCGGCUGCCGGGUUCCCACCGUCGGUGUACGAGCCCCCGCCGGAGAGCGCGAGUAAUGCGCCGGCGCUCAAUCUCAAUCUUGGAGGUGUGAAUGUGAGCCUCGGUGGGCCGGCUGGGCCUGGAGUGUAUAGGACGACCGCGGAGAACAGUAUCCAGGCGGAUGGAAUCAGGGACGGUGUGAGGAGUUUGAUUGGGAGGGUCAGGCAAGGCGUGGAUCAACUGAAGCUCGGAGACAACGCUUGA